AUGUCCACCCACUGGACCAAGGCCUACCCCUGCGGCAACGUGAGGGCCACCACUAUCAUUGAAGUCAUGACCCGCGAAUUCAUGGCCAGGUUCGGCUACCCGGAGUCCAUUUUAACUGACAACGGCAGCCAGUUUCUGGGGGCCCGAUGGAAGGACUGGUGCCAGGAGGCCCACAUGGAACAUCACACCACACCUGCUUACCACCCACGGUCAAACCCCACCGAGCGCCGCAACCAGGAGUUGAAGGUCCAACUGCGCCUGCGGCUGGGCGAUGACCAUACUCAGUGCUAUCUCCACGUCGCCGAUGCCCUAUUCUGUGUCCGCCGAAGAGUAAAUGCUGCCACCGGGAGGACCCCGGCCGAGAUGGUCCAGGGCCGCAACCGUCCGCUGCCGGGGGAGCUGGCCGUCCAUGGAGUGCCGCACCAGGCAGAAGGCAGAGGAGAUAGCGACCAAAGACGCUCGGACGACCACGAGGCGGUGCGCACGUGA
Bacillus rossius redtenbacheri is the source of this 489-nucleotide messenger RNA. RefSeq lists its product as uncharacterized. The record is from RefSeq and is a predicted model, not a curated record. Gene Ontology annotation, molecular function: nucleic acid binding. The transcript has a single exon. Lineage: Eukaryota; Metazoa; Arthropoda; Insecta; Phasmatodea; Bacillidae. Bases 1 to 489 code for a protein of 162 amino acids. Gene Ontology annotation, biological process: DNA integration.